This is a messenger RNA of Xyrauchen texanus (razorback sucker), 2621 nucleotides long. RefSeq names its product drebrin-like protein B. Gene Ontology annotation, biological process: postsynaptic actin cytoskeleton organization; regulation of actin filament polymerization; positive regulation of axon extension. Lineage: Eukaryota; Metazoa; Chordata; Actinopteri; Cypriniformes; Catostomidae. Gene Ontology annotation, molecular function: actin filament binding. Gene Ontology annotation, cellular component: postsynaptic density; actin filament; postsynaptic membrane. The record is from RefSeq and is a predicted model, not a curated record. The transcript is spliced from 15 exons. Bases 136 to 1572 code for a protein of 478 amino acids.
GUGGAGAGAGCUACGUGCUGUGGCUCCGUGCGCUUCCUGUCUGCGUAGUGCCGAGAUAUUCUCAUCCAUCCCCGGAGUUCACUGCAGCGUCUGUCCCCUGAGUCGGACGGUCAAAAACACACCGGUUUCCCCGUUAUGGCUGUGAACUUGAGCAAAAACGGCCCAGCCCUCAUCGCGGCCUAUAACGAGGUGGUGGAUGAGAAAUCAGAGACUAACUGGGUCCUCUUCACCUAUGAGGGCAACACCAAUGACAUCCGAUUGGCUGAGAAAGGAGACGGUCUGGAGGAGUUGAAUGAGGAGCUGAACAGUGGGAAGGUGAUGUAUGCUUUCUGCCGUGUGCAAGACCCCAACUCUGGCCUUCCCAAAUACGUCCUCAUCAACUGGACUGGUGAAGGUGUGAAAGAUUCCAGGAAAGGACAGUGUGCAAGCCAUGUGAGCGCCAUGGCUAACUUUCUUAAGGGAGCUCACGUGACUAUAAACGCACGGGCGGAGGAGGACGUGGAGCCUGACGCCAUCAUGCAGAAAGUGGCUAAAGCCUCUGGAGCAAACUACAACUUUCACAAAGAGUCCAACCGCUUCAGAGACGCCGGCCCCCAGGGGCCCGUGGGAUCUGUUUACCAGAAGACUAAUGCCAUGUCUGAAAUCAAAAGAACUAAUAAAGACAAUUUCUGGGCCCAAGCAGAGAAAGAUGAGGAGAAGCGUAUUCAGGAGGAGAAGAGGAAGGCAGAGGAGGAGAGACUGAAGCUGGAGAAAGAGAGAAAGGACCGAGAGGUCAAGGAGGCAGAAUUACGGGACCGGAGAGGAAAAGAGAGAGCGUCACAGAUAGAUGAACAGAGAAAGUACCAGCAGAAGCAGGAAGUAGAGAGUCAAGCCCAGGAGAAACAGCAGUGGGAGGAGCAGGAGAGGGAGCAGAGAGCAAAGCAGAAACCUUUAAAACGUGGAGAGUCGGUGGAGAAAGCCAACGAAGCUGCAUCUCUCAUCUCCCAGCGAUCAGUUAAUCCCAGAGAAAUGUUCAAACAGAGAGAGAUGGGCGUCACCCCCGUUUACACAGACAACUCACAAUCCAGUCCAAAACCAGGGCGAUUGAACAGCCCUUUUCUGUCCAAGCAGUCAUGUGACCAAGAGCCGUUUCGCUCUCCGGUGCAUCAGGCCUCGCCUUUACGAGCCAGAGAGCCCAGUUUUAAGGAGCAGCCUAGAUCUGACUAUGUGGAACCAGUGUAUGAACCUGAGCCAGAGUAUGAAGAUGUACAAUUAGCUGGUGAUCAUUAUGAAGCACUUGUAGAUCAAAAACAACAACUGCAGCAGCAGCAUUAUGAGGCAGUCGUGGAACCGGAAGCCAUCUAUGAGGAAGCAGUACAGGUGGAGGAGCAGAACACGUAUGAGCAGGCAGGUGAUCGUGGUGUCUGUGCCAGGGCUCUAUAUGACUACCAGGCUGCUGAUGACACCGAGAUCUCCUUUGACCCUGAUAAUAUCAUUACCGGCAUUGAGAUGAUUGAUGAGGGAUGGUGGAGAGGAUACAACCCUGAUGGACAUUUUGGAAUGUUUCCGUCUAAUUACGUCGAACUUGUCUAACUAAGCCCAACAUACCCCUCUCAUUGGAGUCAGGCUAGAUCGAUUUGCCCUGUGUAGAUUUAACAAAUCUCUGGCCUCCUGAACAAAAUAGGUCAAGUAUAUUUGAUUGAAGAGACUAAAACUAAAAUCAUGGACCAAAAGAGUGCUUGAUAAUCAUGUGACCAGGGGGUAUUUCAAAUAUCAGAACGAUAUUCAAUGCUGUAUUAGUGGUUUUCUUUUGUUAGUUUUACUUCAUUUCAAGAGGUCCACAAAUUUUUCAAAACAAUACUCCGAUACUUUUGAAAUCAAGUAAGGAAUCUGUCUUUGUCCAAUCACAUCCCUCAGAAUAUUCAGUGGAUAAAAUCAAUUAAUGUGUGUGGUGAUAUUCCAGUGACAUUCAAUUAUCCUUUUAGACUGAACCUUUUCUUUGUUUUUUGAAGACAUUCCCUUUUUAACAUUUCAAUCGUUUUGAUUUCAACAACAAGCUGCACCUAUUAAAUGAGAAAAACAAAAGCGAUUAUUGUUGUAAAAAUGUUUGGUGCAGCUUAGUUUGUAGUAGUCGUAACGUAAAGCUCCUGUUUUGCCUUGGUUUUUUGCCAUAUUUUCCUCCCAAUAUCGAGUUUGACUGCCUUGCUUUCUUGAGGAACAUAGCACAGAUGUUUUGCUGUGAUGUUUACCAAGGUUGGACUGAAAUUAAAGAGUUUAUUUGCUGUGUUGUAUACGGCAAGAUUUAGAAUCCAGCAAGCAAGUUUAUUUUUAAUCUCUUGUGGUGAUAACAUUGUGUUAUUUAAGAUCAGUUGUGGGUGGAAACUAACUUUGAGACCUCUGUACCACAGCUUUCUUGUCUACUCAGAAAUAUGGAGAAUAUUAAUACUGUGAUUUUUAGGUUUCAGGGAACCAUCAUUUUUGAGGAAAUUUUCAAAGAUUCAUUUUUCACAAACACCGGUCUGGAAAACAUUUUAAAUUCAUUCAACAGUGGUGCAGUUCUUCUAAAGAUGUCAUUGUGAAUAUCCAACAAGUCUGGAUAAUGUUGUAACUUCAAUUAAAAGAAUAAAUAAAGAGUUUUAAGA